UCGAUGUUUGCGCACCUAGCACUAGUCAUGGUUCUUGUGGCUGGAAAAUUAAAAAAAUUUAAACAAAAAUAAGGACGGCGCCGCGAGUUGCACAAUGAAUGAAUAAACCCCACCCCCUCCACAAACUAUUGCAAAUCCCCAAGAUUGUGCCAAAAAGAUAAAAUAAAAGAGGAUCCCCAAUAGAUACAUCAAAUUGGAUAACAACAAGAACAACAACACCAGCAAUAAUAAGAACAACAAAAAAUAAUCUACAAUCAUCGAGGGAAAGCGACGACUUAAAGCCAUUAUUAUUUAAAACCCUGCUGCUGUUUUUUGGUUCUAGUCCUUCGUCCUUGGUUCUUUUUGUUUCGGUAACCGUUUGUGCAGCAGCAGCUCUGAAUGUCUUUAUGCUUUAAUCAUGGUGUAUUUCGCCACCAACAACAACAACACCGACACACGCUGCUAUAUUAGAAUCUUUCUGAUAACGAACCAUGACAGAAGGACAUGAAAGCGACUUCUUAGUUACAGUACGCGCACAGGUAAUGACCAGAGACGAGAGCACCGAGGGCUGGCUACCGCUGGCCGGGGGUGGCCUGGCCAACGUUUCCAUUAGGAAGCGGGCUAGGCUAUCCCCAUUGGCAUCGGGUCAUGACUACAUCAUCUACGGGCAAAGGAUAUCGGAUCAGAGCGUAAUCUUGAGCUGUGUGAUCAAUCGUGAUCUGAAGUAUUACAAAGUAAUGCCCACAUUUCACCAUUGGCGCGCAGGGAAGCAGCGGAACGGACUCACAUUUCAAACGGCCGCCGAUGCGCGGGCUUUUGACAAGGGCGUCCUGCGCGCCUACAACGAGCUGAUCGAUGGACUGGCGAAAUCGAAUCCAACGAUAAUAUGCCCUCCGCUUACCAAAUAUGAUUCGGUUGGCGAAGAUGAUGUUUUCAUGACCCUGGACUUACCUGUGGAGAGCGAGAGUUUACAAAAGAUCCAUUCUAGCCCCGAGGGCAGCGAGAAAAGUCACAAAAGCGUCAGCGACCGGCAUAGCAACAACUCUGACUCGGAGAAGCUGCCACCGCCGCCCAUUCACUACAUAUCCACGGACAAAACAUCGGCCACCACAUCGCCGCCAGACGCACCGCCAUCAUCGGCUGCUCCAUCGCCUGCGGCGGCUGCCGCUGGACAGAUUGCGGCCAGCGAGAACUAUUCGUACGUGACGCUGACGGCGGUCCAUCAUGAUUACAACUAUCCGGUGGUGGACCAGCCGGUGGGGGCGCAGGUGCUCAACGCUCGACGGGAGUCGAUCAGUGCGUUGAAGAAACGGAACGCUCUGGAGGCGGCCCAGGCCAUGGCAGCGGGUCAAACGGUGUCGAUCGGUGCCGGAGGAUGUGGUGGGGCAGAAAAGCCUCUCAACAAGCCGAACGUAUCCGACAUUCUGAAGAGAACGCGCCUGCGCUGCCGGUACUGCCACGAGCUGUACAGUGAGCAAUUCAACAGUCGCGGGGCCUGCGAAUAUGCCCCGGAUCCCUUCCGCAGCGGCUACGAGUGCAUUUCCGGAAUGGGCUGCGCCCGCUGUAUGAUUUACCACUGCAUGAGCGAUGCCGAGGGCGAGACGGCCCAACAUCCGUGCGAUUGCAGCGUCAGCGAGGCCGGUUGCAGCAAGCGCUGGCUGGGCCUGGCCCUCCUCUCGCUGUUUGUACCCUGCUUGUGGUGCUAUCCGCCGCUCCGCGCCUGCCACUGGGCGGGCAUCCGUUGCGGUCUCUGCGGCGGCCAGCACAAGCCGCAUGUCUGACAUUUGGAGGCCCGCUUGCAAGGACAGCACGAUGAUGACCCCCCCAGGCCCAGAAGCGAAUUCCAAUACCAACAACACGAGCAGCAAAGCAAGCGUCCAUUGUGGGGUGCCAAGCAGAAGCAGUCGCAGCAAUCUCAAUCCCAAUCGCAGCGGCACUUUUACAAUUGGGAACUUUCCCACAGCUUGGGCGCCCCGCAGCAAGAGAUGCCGCCCCCGUAUUUAAUGCAGCCAACCGGCAGGAAGGCGGCCCAGAACGAUUACGGACGCUUGCUCUUCUAGGCUUUAACCCAGAGUGACUGCUUCAAGCCACAUUUUCACGAGAUGACUUCAAAAAGUUGAACUUUUCACUUUCAAAUCCAGUUUGAGCUGAGAAACGGAGUGUCUUUGUUGUAGAGCAGUUAGCUGAGGUGUCUGUAGAGUCAGAUCUUCAGACUUGUAGAGGAGAAAUGCUUUCAAUAUUAUGACAACAGGAAAAUGCAGCUCAGGGGAUCUAAGGUGAAAGAUCAGAAGUACAAAGAUGAGACGUUCAGGCAUAUGUAGAAAGUAGGCAAAGCCUUCAUUCCCUUGUAACGAAAAGAAAAAAUACAAAUUGGGAAAUUUUAGCUGAAAUGUUAAAAAGCAAGCCAAUUCUUAGAUGAAAUCAUUCAGAUUAUAAGCUUCAGCUAUGAAACUAAAGUAAACUAAGACAAAUUCAACUGAAAAAUAAGCUUGGGAGCUAAAAUACUUCUACAUAUGCUUGAAUGUUGAACAAACAGACAGUUUAGCUUUGAAAUUAACUCGUGAAAAUGGAGCUUGGUUCGCUUUCAGUAUCAUUUCGGUAAAACUCCAUUUGAAUUGCCAUAAUUUAUUGUAUAUACAAAGAAGCAGAAGGGAAGGAUUACGUAUCUAUUUUUAAUAUUUUACUUUAUAAAUUGUAAUUUACGUUUAAUAAUAGUUUUGUAUAAAUGGGCUAUUUUUGUUUUUAUUCGUAACUGUAACCAACCUGUUUUAGAGAUCAAAUAUUGUUUAUUUUAGUUUAAGUUGUUUCUAGGGUUUUUUGCUACUUACAUUUGCUUGUUUACAAUUCGAAAUUGGAGAACAGUAUUAAAACAAGGCCGAGGCAAAGGCGGCGAAACGAGAACUAAAAUACAUAUAUAUUCAAAUGCUA
Messenger RNA from Drosophila serrata, 2907 nucleotides. RefSeq names its product Sprouty-related protein with EVH-1 domain (gene Spred). Gene Ontology annotation, molecular function: protein kinase binding. Gene Ontology annotation, cellular component: membrane. Gene Ontology annotation, biological process: multicellular organism development; negative regulation of MAPK cascade. The record is from RefSeq and is a predicted model, not a curated record. NCBI's taxonomy places the organism in Eukaryota, Metazoa, Arthropoda, Insecta, Diptera, Drosophilidae.